This is a messenger RNA of Procambarus clarkii (red swamp crayfish), 597 nucleotides long. NCBI's taxonomy places the organism in Eukaryota, Metazoa, Arthropoda, Malacostraca, Decapoda, Cambaridae. The record is from RefSeq and is a predicted model, not a curated record.
AUUAUUAUUAUUAUUAUAUCUAAUUUUGUUUAGUAGACUAGCACAAAUUAUUACUCUUAAGUCUACAAUUCAGUGAACUGCAGCUAACAAGACAUUCACACAUAACUGUAUGACUUGCGCCUCCGACUACUCUCUCGGAGGAAAUUUACCAAGUCAUGGGCGACCUUGGGUGAGUGUGGCGGGGGGAUGGUGAGACUGGUGACUCGAGGUCCGGCUGGAGGUAUAAAGUCAGGCUGGAAACCAGAGGAGUCAGUGUCUGCUCACCACCCCAUCACCACACUACCAAACAUGUUUACUUCUAUGGUGUUGAUGUGCAUGCUGGUGGCCGCUGGUGUGGCUCUCCCAGGUGGAUACCAGCAAGCAUCUUAUGCGCCUCUGCCCUACGAUUUCAACUACGGGAUCAACUCUGGAGCCACCAACUUCGGCCAGCAAGAGAGCGGCAACAAUGGCAACGCCAAGGGCUCCUACUGGGUCAACUUACCUGACGGUCGCGUCCAGAGGGUUGAUUACUGGGCCGACGGUAGCGGAUAUCAUGCUACCGUGAGCUUCCAGGGCACCGCCAAACAUCCCAGCUAUGCUCCCUCUUAUGGCUACUAA